UCUCUCUCUCCCUCUCUAUUUUUUUUUUUCUCUCUCUCUCUCGCUUCCCUCCCUCCCUCCCUAUUUCUCUCUCUCUCCCCCCUCGCCCUCUCUCUCAUUCUCUCUCUCCUCCUCCUCUCGGUGAGUCUCUAGGUGAGUCAAAAGCAGCCCUGAAUCAGGAAGUAGGAUGCCGUGACAGACAUUAGUAGGCAGAAGGAAAUGGGCACCACCACCACACAAUGUCACUAUGUCUGCUGCUGCUCCUGUCCAUGGUAACACAAGGACGAGAGGGAGGAGAGGCCACAGGGAAAUGACCCUAUCGUCGAUCAUGUUGCUGCUGGCUGUGACAGCCUGCCUGGCUGGGACUGUGUUCUGCCAGGGUGAUGAGGACACAAAUACUGUUGAAGAAACACAAACAGAAAAUGAUGCGGGGUUCUCAGUGAUCCCAACUGCAAGUGAUGCUACCCCUACACCAGACUCAUACCUAUCAUCUGAGAGUCCUUCAGGUGAGAUUACACCUGUCUCCAUAACACAAUUCCAUUACCUGAUUUCCAUCAGAGCCUUGCAUGACAACAACAAAAAGGCCCUCUGGUUUUUCAUUUCAUUUUAUGUCAUUUCAGAGGGAUAUGAGACUGAAGCUGAAUCUGGUUCUGGAUACAGUCCAGGUGUCAAUUUAGAAGAAGAGGAUACUCUCAAAUCCUCUGAAGCACCACUGGAGGACAGUCUGAGUCUCACCUUCAUCCUGGUUCCUGUUGUGCUGGGGGUCGUGAUCAUCGCCAUGGUAGUGGGCGUAGUCAUAAUCAACCGCAGAUGGAAUCGGAAAGAAAAGAGCAAUUCUGAUAAUGUAGAAGAGGAUAAAUAUUUGCAUGGUAGCGAUGACACAGAAAACGUUCCAAUGCCCAUGUUUGAGGAUGAUGUCCCCUCUGUGUUGGAGCUGGAGAUGGAAGACCUGGAACAGUGGAUGAAUAAAGAUGGUGGAGUUCGAAUGGACUCUGGACAAGGGAUCUAACAUGAGAUCAUGGCUAGUCCCUAAAGAGUCAUGGAGUCAGUCAAUUCUCUCUCCCAACCGUCCUCUUGCUGUACUGCCGGUGACAAAGGACAUUUCCCCAGCGCAGGGAAGGACAUUCUGUGACCCAGCAGCACUGUAGGCUUCUUCUAUUCAUGUCAAUGUCAAAGCAACGUCAUCAACCGACCACAUUGACAACAAGGAAGCAACACCUCCACCAAGGUGACUGCAAAAAACAGGAAAUGCUGAAUUUAUUUUCCAUUUCAGCAUAAACAAAAGACAAGUAACAAUAAAUGCACAAGUUAAACCUUUUUAGAACGUAACAUAUUAAAAUCUGCGCAGUCCACCCUCAAAUGUGCUGUGGUAUAGACUCUAUGGAGAAACUACACGGAUCCUGAUUGUGGUCGGCCUAAUAAUGAAAGCUUUUUGGAACGCCCUCAACUCAGUACUGUGCCUUUUAGUCUUUGUUUCAAGUUCAUAUACACUUUUUAUGUGAUUGUUUUAUUGUCUUUUGUAUUCAGCUGUCAUGCAGUGAGAGAGGGAAUCAGUGAGAGAGGAAGGAGUAAAACACAGGAGGUUGGUGACACCUUAAUUGAGGAGGACGGGCUCGGGGUAAUGGCUGGAGCAGAAUGAGUGGAAUGGUAUCAAAUACAUCAGACACUUGGUUUCCAUGCGUUUGACGCCAUUCCAUUCGCUCCGUUCCAGCCAUUAUUAUGAGCUGUCCUACCUUCAGCAGCCUCCUGUGGAGUAAAAAUGCUAAAACUAUUGCUGAAAGCAGGUGUCGGUAGCCAUGUUCUGACACCCAGACAACAAUAUCAGAACUUGACCUCUAUAGAUCCUACAGUCCCUCCCCUUUACAACAUAAACACAUAUUCCAUGCCCACAGUAAAGCCAUACCAGAUGGUAUAUAUCCUUAUUCCAACGGCCAACUAACCCAGUCCCAUGAUAGAUAUGAUGGCUUUAACCCAAUCCCAUGAUAGAUAUGAUGGCUCUAACCCAGUCCCAUGAUAGAUAUGAUGGCUCUAACCCAGUCCCAUGAUAGAUAUGAUGGCUCUAACCCAGUCCCAUGAUAGAUAUGAUGGCUCUAACCCAGUCCCAUGAUAGAUAUGAUGGCUCUAACCCAGUCCCAUGAUAGAUAUGAUGGCUUUAACCCAGUCCCAUGAUAGAUAUGAUGGCUUUAACCCAGUCCCAUGAUAGAUAUGAUGGCUCUAACCCAGUCCCAUGAUAGAUAUGAUGGCUUUAACCCAGUCCCAUGAUAGAUAUGAUGGCUUUAACCCAGUCCCAUGAUAGAUAUGAUGGCUUUAACCCAGUCCCAUGAUAGAUAUGAUGGCUUUAACCCAGUCCCAUGAUAGAUAUGAUGGCUUUAACCCAGUCCCAUGAUAGAUAUGAUGGCUUUAACCCAGUCCCAUGAUAGAUAUGAUGGCUUUAACCCAAUCCCAUGAUAGAUAUGAUGGCUUUUAACCCAGUCCCAUGAUAGAUAUGAUGGCUUUAACCCAGUCCCAUGAUAGAUAUGAUGGCUUUAACCCAGUCCCAUGAUAGAUAUGAUGGCUUUAACCCAGUCCCAUGAUAGAUAUGAUGGCUUUAACCCAAUCCCAUGAUAGAUAUGAUGGCUCUAACCCAGUCCCAUGAUAGAUAUGAUGGCUUUAACCCAGUCCCAUGAUAGAUAUGAUGGCUUUAACCCAGUCCCAUGAUAGAUAUGAUGGCUCUAACCCAGUCCCAUGAUAGAUAUGAUGGCUCUAACCCAGUCCCAUGAUAGAUAUGAUGGCUUUAACCCAGUCCCAUGAUAGAUAUGAUGGCUCUAACCCAGUCCCAUGAUAGAUAUGAUGGCUCUAACCCAGUCCCAUGAUAGAUAUGAUGGCUUUAACCCAGUCCCAUGAUAGAUAUGAUGGCUCUAACCCAGUCCCAUGAUAGAUAUGAUGGCUCUAACCCAGUCCCAUGAUAGAUAUGAUGGCUCAACAAAUGUUUAUGCUAAAGACUAGCUAGUGUCUCCUCUCCUCUGCUCUGUCCCUUCUGGUUGUAGUACACAGACUGCAUGUGGAUCUAUCUCUCUGUCUCUCUUUCACUCUCUCUCUGUCCCUCUCUCUCUCUCUCUCUCUCUCUCUCUCUGUCUCUCUCUCUCUUUCACUCUCUCUCAUUCUCUCUCUGUCUCUCUCUUUGUCUCUCUCUGUCUCUCUCGCUCACAAACUCCCGACUCUAAUUACGAAACCCUGCCUAUUGUUUUAUGCAUGAGAUAACUGAGAACUGCUGGUACACUGCUUUGCUUUGGUUCAUGUGCAUCACGCAAUGCUAAAGCUGUUUAGAAUUCAAGAGGGAUUAGGGAAGGUAAUUUCUGAGAUAGAGUCCAAAUUUCAGUUGGGUUGUUAUAUACAGUGACUGUCUUGUGAUGUUUUGUUUUCCAUGAUUUUCUUUGAGAAACAGUAUUUCACAAUUACUGUCAUUACUUCCAAAGCAUGUCAUUCCUGUUGAUGGUACACUGUCUUUCAUUGGUUGAAUAUGUUUUUCCUCCAAUGAUAGUGGUGUUGUUGAUAUGCAAUCUGAAUCUACAAAUUCUCGUCACAUCGAUGUAUAAAUGUUAUGCUCAGCUCUAUGUGGCAGAUAAUCAGUAUUUUGCAGUAACUUUCAUUGUAAAUAUGUGGAAGAUAUUUUUUUUACUCGCAUGUAUAUUUUUUAAAUGUGUAUAUUGUGCUUGAUUUGAUACAAAUAUUGAUAUAGGAGUGAAUUUGGUCCCUCAAUCUCUGUUAGGUCCUCAUACUUGUCAGUAUCCAAGUGUUACAGCAUUAGUUAUUGUAAUAAAGAGUAAUAAUUUCAAUAAGGAACCAACUGUCCAGCCAAUAUAUUUGCAUAUUUGUAAAUCAUCAAUAAAUCUGUGACGCGCUA
Salmo salar (Atlantic salmon) is the source of this 3862-nucleotide messenger RNA. The record is from RefSeq and is a predicted model, not a curated record. Lineage: Eukaryota; Metazoa; Chordata; Actinopteri; Salmoniformes; Salmonidae.